AUGCCGAUAACCAAUCUCCUCACUGCCAACCUACCCUUCUCGGGAGAAGAUCUACAGUUGACUCAUGUGAACCAAGACAUACAACGUCGCCAUGUCGCUGCACUAGCGGCAUGGAAAGCGGAGAGUUACAAGACGCAUUGGUCGGAGUCUGCCACCAAGUAUGAUGCGAUACUCCACCUAGGUCAUAAGGCUCCAGCUGCUGAUGUCAAUGAGAGGAAGAGGCAGAAAAGCAGCAUGAUGAGGGCGAUGUGCCAAGACGUGAGGAAGGUGGCCGAGAGGUUCAACUAUGAGAAGGGUGCCUUGGUGGACCGUCUUAUCCACUUGUUUGGCUACGACCUCGACGAAGAUCUCGGGCGAUUGCCCCAUCAGUCGACGACGUCCACGGUCUUGCCUCCUCUCCCAACACUUUCACCGCCUUCCUCCUCAUCUUCGGCUGCUACCUCAUCACUCGCGAACGCUGUUUCAUCAUCCCAGUCGUAUUGGUUCAAGCGACUGGAUGAGCGUCUGGCUUGCCUUGCUCAGGACUCCAGAGAGCUCGGCAGAGAGUUACUGGCCGCCCAAACCAGAACGGCUGACGCUUUGACGCUGCUGGCUGGCAGCGCAAUGCGCAUAGAGGCUCUAUUGGUGCGGAUCUCUGAAGAUAGCCGGAGGGGAACAAGUGUUCAUGGAGAUGGUGACGGCGGCAGCCAAGUCGAGUCUUCCGAUGGCGCACGGAGUGAUGAUGAGAGUGAUGGGAGUGAUGAUGGUAGCGGUCUUGAUAAAUUUUGA
Messenger RNA from Perkinsus marinus ATCC 50983, 768 nucleotides. RefSeq lists its product as hypothetical. The transcript is spliced from 2 exons. The record is from RefSeq and is a predicted model, not a curated record. NCBI's taxonomy places the organism in Eukaryota, Perkinsozoa, Perkinsida, Perkinsidae. Bases 1 to 768 code for a protein of 255 amino acids.